This is a messenger RNA of Prorocentrum cordatum, 4461 nucleotides long. The record is from the annotation of a GenBank genome assembly. NCBI's taxonomy places the organism in Eukaryota, Dinophyceae, Prorocentrales, Prorocentraceae.
AUGGCGGUGGAUCCUCAUAUGGCGGAGUUGAUGAGGGAUGCGGCGAAGGUCGACGCUGAGGCUUUCGCACGCGAGGAUCUGGACGAAGAGGCCCAGCGAGUCAACACCAACCUGUACUAUAUCCUUGUACUGACGUGCAAGGACAAGGCUCAGGGCAUCGUGAAGAGCGUUCCCUCAGGAGAAGGCCUAGAGGCCUGGCGUUUACUGUGUCUGGAGUUCGAGCCGAAGGUGCCGUCGAGAUUCUCAGGCAUGUUAGACUCGAUACUGUAUCCGCAUGUGCAGGAGAACGACCCGAUCAAAGGCAUCGCAUCGUGGGGGACGUUGGUCCAGAGAUAUGAAGAGCAGACAGGGGAGAAGGUCAUGGAGUCGAUCAAGAAGUCCGUUCUCAGUGCGCGAUUAGCGCCGACAAAGCUGCGAGAACAUCUCAUGCUGAACGCUACGAGGUUCACGACAUACGCGUUGGUACGAGCUGAGGUGUUGAACUACUUGAGGUCGAAGCAGGCGGCGAUGGCACUAAGUGGACCUAUGCCUAUGGAUCUGGAUGCGCUCACAUUCGGCAAGUUCGGCAACGACUCGAAGGGCAGGCACGGCAAAGACAAGAACACGGGCAAGGGUCACGAGCUCAUGGAGUGCAGGAAGGCCGCGCAGGACGUGAAGGACGGACAGAUUACGAAGGAUGACUUGCGAAAGAUCAGCAAGGGCAAGGGCAAGGGUAAGGACAAAAGCGACAAGACGAAGAUCACACCUGCGCCCGACAAGCCCAACUAUCAAGACAUGAAGUACUUAGGGUACGAUAACGACGCCGAGGAGGCCUACGUAUUCAUGCUGAAGGAGAACGAGACUGAGGAGAUAGAUCACAGUUCGAGUGUAGACCGCACGGAGGUAGACGGAUACACUGUGAAUCUAGAGAGUAAGGAGGAGCCCAAACACAAGUUCAACGAUAAUGACGAGAGCUACCUGAUUCCAAUAGAGUUCGGGAAUGACAACGACGGUACGAUCGAGGCGAUGGUCGAUUCAUGUGCGGCACGGAGCGUUUGCCCACCUGGUUUCGCACCAAGAAUACCGCGAGAAGAAGCGGGCGCACCACCACUACGACAGGCAGAUGGUACUAAGAUCUACUCGAACGGCUGCAAGACGGUACAAAUGAAGGUGGCUGGGACUCGACAACCAAUUCGAGGACAGUUCGAUGUGCGAGACGUCCACAAGACGAUCAUUGCGGUGAGCGACCUGACGAAGGGAGCUCAAGGGGCAUGGUUCGACGAAGGCGGUGGGGCAUUAGUCAACCCGAAGAUCAGCCAGCGGAUCAAGGAAAUAAUCGAGUGCGAACACGCGAACAAUCAGAGAAGCAGACCCCUGAGGAUCUCGAAGAGGCGUGGAAUCUACAGCUUCGACGUGGUCAAGAAGGAGAGGUACAAGCCCACAGCGGAGGAGAUAGCCAUCCACGAGAAGACUCACAUGCCGCAUCGGGACUGGUGCAAGUGGUGUCUUUGGGGCCGAGGCAAGGAAGAUGGUCACAAGAAGUCCAACCCAGAGGAGGCGCCGACGAUUCCAGUCAUUAGCAUGGACUACUGCUUCGUGAACACCGAGCAGGAGACGGAGAUGGUCACCGUCCUGGUGAUGGUGCAGAAGCCUGACGAUGCAGUUGCUUCCAUCAUGGUUAUCCACGAGGGGCCCAGCGAGUACGUCAACUCAGCGGUGGAGUUCUACUUGGACGUUUGGGGAGCAGCGGAUAUCAUCCUGAAGGGCGACCAGGAGCCAUCACUACAAGCGGUGAUCACGGCGGUAAAGAACAGGAGGAAGCACAGCACGCAGGUGGAGAAGGCUCCCAAAGGUUCUCAUCAGAGCAGCGGUGCGAUUGAGAAUGCGGUGGAAAGAGUGGAGUCGUUACUACGUGCACUACACAGCGAGCUGGAAGUGAAGUUGGAUGUGAAGAUCGGACCCAAGAGUUUGAUCAUGCCGUGGUUGGUUAGGCACGUGGGGUACUUGCUCACCAGGUUCGCUAUCAAAACGGAUGGCAGGACAGCUUGGGAACGGCUGGGACGUGCGAAGUUCAAGUCAGAGCUUGGGAAGAUCGGAGAGACGAUCGACUACACGAUCCAGGCAAAGGACUACUCCAAGCUGGAACCUAGGUGGGGCGAAGGUAUCUUCUUGGGCAGGCGCGACGAGAGCGACGAGAUCAUCGUAGGUACGUCGAGAGGGAUCGAGCACGCCAGAACGAUGAAGCUCAGGGCCACGGAGGACAAGUACAACAAGGAGGUCUACAACACGUUCAUAGGAGUGCCUUGGAAUCCCAGGGGCUUAGAGGUGAAGGAUCAGAAUGAGGUGGUCAGGAGACGGAAAUACAUCACGAAGGCGCUGAUCGAGGAAGACGCGUACACAGGCGAGGAGUUGUUGAAGGAGCUGGUCAUCAACGGCAGGGCGAAGGAAAUGAAGAGCAUGGAGGUGUUUGAUGUCUUUGAGUGGGUACCACUUGAGGACUGGAUGAAGCCUUUCGACACCGAGUGGAUCGACAGCAAGAAGUACGACUUACAGAACCACGAGUGGAUCGUGAGGAGUCGAUGUGUUCACAGAAAGUAUAGCGACGGGACCGACCCCUCGAAUUUCGCAGGGACACCCGCACUAUGGGCCGUUAAGCUGGUGAUUUCGAGAGCAGCUUCAACGGGAACGAUUGAGUCGAGGAGGAAGAAGCUUGGUCUAUAUGACAUCUCAGUGGCGUUCUUUCGCGCGUCGCUGAAGGAGCCCCAGUACUGCUGGCCGCCACCUGAACAGCGACGACCAGGGAUGCUUUGGAAGUUGCAGAAGGCGAUGUAUGGGACGCCAGAGGCGUCGAUGUUAUUUCAAGGAGAAGUUCGGGAUAACUUCAGACAGCACGGGUACGAGGAGUUGAAGACGGUGUGUUGCUUGUACUACCAUCCUGGCAAGGACUCGCUCUGUGCUGGACACGGAGAUGAUUUUGUGGUGGAGGCUUACGACGAGGAGCUGGAUGAGUUCGAUAAGCUCAUGGCCAGUAGGUUUAAGGUCAAGCCUCAACCGAGAGUGGGACCAGGAGGAGCAGCUGAAGGUACGUUUCUCAACAGAACGGUGCUUUGGGGCGAGGAGGGCUUCGGCAUUCUACCAGGCCCGAAGCUGAUCUUGAAGAUGGUGGAGUUGUACGAGCUGAAGCAGGCCAAGCCCGCAGAGACACCGAGUUCGAAGCACACUGCCAAGGGAGUUCGAGAAGCUGAAGACCCAGUAGGACGACAGAGCUCGAUGCUGUACAGGAGUUGCGGUGGCAUUGCACAGUAUAUGGCUGGGGGUCGCUGGGAUAUUCAGGAAGCAGUUCGGGAGCAGAGUUGUUCGUGCAAUGACCCGCGAGUGAAGCACGUACUCAAGCAGAAACGUCUGGUCAGGUAUUUGAAGGGCACGGCCGACAUCGUGAUAUUCUACCCGUAUCAGCAGGAGACGUUCAAAGUAACGGCGUCGGUGGACGCGGACUGGGCAGGACAGGAGGCGACAUGCAAGAGUAUUUCAUCAGGUGGGGUUCGACUAGGAGCCCAUCUACUGGAGAGCUGGGUGCUAUCUCAGGCGACGGUGGCGCUCUCAAGUGGGGAGUCGGAGUUCUACGCGAUGGGUUCGGGCACAGCCCGAGGUCUCACCAUCAAGCACGUGGUGCAGGAGAUGGCGCAGAUGUGGAACGAGGAGGUCACGAUCACUCUGGAGUUGGAGACGGACUCAGCAGCGGCGAAUGGCAUGAUCCACAGACACGGAGCCGGACGAGUACGACAUCUACAGACUAGGUGGAUCUGGCAUCAAGAUCUGGCACGAGACGGAGACAUGGAGGUGGUGAAGGUCAAUACGAAGGACCAAGUUGCAGAUAUAGGAACGAAACCGAUGGACAAGGACACGCUCAGGAGACACAUGCGGACGCUGGGGUUGAUCUCAAUCAAGGCGACGAGUUUCAAGGACCCAGAAGUGCUCACGAAGGUUUUGGCGGUAAUGACGACCAUUUCGGGAGCAGAGGCGACAGACGAUUACUACUAUGAGGAUGGUUUCAGAAUCAAUGUGAACAUGAAGAGCGAGUUUAACUGGUGGAGUUUCGUUACACACUCGGUGGUUACGAUUGUGGCAGUGGUUUUCAGUUACUACGUGUUCGCGGUGAAGGCGAAGCAGGACAGGGUUGUGGGUCAAUCUUCAGAGACACAAGGUGACUCUGGGUUGUGGUCCACGCCAUUUCGACCUGUGCGAGCCGAAGGGGACCCGAGGUGUAACCUCCAGGACUCGAAGUCAGAGUCAGAUGAACGAUCACCGUCGAGGCGACGCAGGAGAGAUGCUUCGCCCGAGGCAGAGGUGCAGUUCAAGAAGAUGAGGUCAGUUGAAGUCCAAGGGCCAGUGACCUACACGAGCAGAAACAAGCUACAUUAUGAGGCUGACGGUCGGUAUACGCCGUUGGGCAAUCGAGAGUGGGGAGCUUGGUGUCAGUAA